AACACCGCGCGUUCUUCAGUCGUGCCUCGCGCGUCCAACGAGCCGCACGCGAGGUGGAUUAUGUGCGCGUUUCGAGUUCACGAUUAGGCACGUAAAAUCGGCAGAUCGGCAAAUCGCGCGUGUUCCUCCGGUGGUCUCCGGUGCUCGAUACGUUAAAACGUGAAGACUCGCCUCAUCAUCGCCGGUGAAACGCCGAUCCCCAUAAAGCCAUGGAUUAAACACGGAGGUGGGGCGAAAAGACACAAUCGGGUGGUGAUCUAAGAAUGACAUAGAAUCGAUCGGUCGGCAGGAUGUGCUACGUGAUAGUCACCGGACGUAGUCUACUGUGGACACUCUUGUCUCUGGCAGCGUUGAUGGCAGUUUUGUCGGGCCUCAUCACUCCCAGAUGGCUCGUGGGACCACCGACGAUUAAGGAUACGAAGAACGGCACGGAACUGUACACGCCAACCGUCGGAAUCUUCAAUCGCUGCACAAGAUUAUUCGGCAAGACGCACUGCGCGAAUUUCAACGUCGACGGCUUCGCGACGGACCCCAAUGUCUUCCCGGGAUGCUGGAAGGCGUCCCUGUUCUUCCUGUCUGCGGGCCUGGCGGUGAUGUCGGUGACCGUGGUGGCCGCUCUACUCGGAUGCUGCGUGCAGAGCAUCGGCCGCAAGAGCAUCUUCAAUCUGGCGGGAGUGGCGCAAGCCGUUGCCGGAAUACUAUACCUCUUUGGGAUGAUCCUGUAUCCCGCCGGAUGGGGCGCAGAAAGGGUGCAAAGGAUCUGCGGUCCUGAAGCCGACGCCUUCUAUCUUGCUAACUGCAGUCUUGGUUGGGCGUUUUAUAGCGCGGCGAUCGGUGUCGCUCUCACCUUCGUCUGCGCCGCCUUUAGCGGACAGGCGGAGAAGUCGACGGCCAGCGACAAGGUCCAGGACAAAAUGAACGAGGGAAAGACCCUAAUAUGCUUAGCCUGAGCGUGCAAAUAAAAUCAGCGAGGGGUCUCGCUAUAACCACGAUGCAAAACGUCGAAAUGGGAUAUUCGAAGAAGGCCAACAGAACCAGAAAGCAUAUUCACCUCGUUGUGUUCAUCGCGUGGUAGAAACGGAGAAAAAAGUUUUGUCGUGAAAUUGUUGCACGAUCGGAAUAAUCAAUCGCGGGCCCGUGAGAGGAAUGAACAUUUUACCGAAUGUCAUACGCGAAACAUUCAUACGAAGAUAAAGUAUCACAUUGUACUUACCGUCUUCCCAUAUUCACCGUAAUUUAUACGAACGCCUGUGGUGUUCGCAGAGAAAAUUCCUAUUUUAUACCUUAUACAUGUACUUCUAUAUAUCAAAGAGAAAUAUAAAAUGAAUUGUGGAUAUUCGAGUUUUGUUCACUCGAUGUAAAUAAGGUGAAUAUACUGUCGCAACGAGAGAGAAUAUA
Pogonomyrmex barbatus (red harvester ant) is the source of this 1398-nucleotide messenger RNA. Its product is annotated as LHFPL tetraspan subfamily member 2a protein. The record is from RefSeq and is a predicted model, not a curated record. Lineage: Eukaryota; Metazoa; Arthropoda; Insecta; Hymenoptera; Formicidae. Gene Ontology annotation, cellular component: membrane.